AUGCCGCCCAGAGGGGUGUCCUCGACAAGGGUGCCAAGCACCGAGCCCACACGCACGGAGGAGGAGGAGGUGAACUUGGGUGGCAGUGGCUCCAUCCCGGCGACGAACAUUGGCGGGGAGGGAACCACCUCUUCCCAGCUUGGCGCGGACCCUUCCUCGGGGGACCAGGAAAAUGUCGACACCGUCAUCGAGGAGGUUGCCAAGAACGCUGAGGCCGAGGCCGACAAGAUCGCUGCCGAGGAGACCGCCAAGACCGCCACUGAAGAGGCCGCCAAGGGCCCUGCCGGGGAAGCCGACAAGACCGUUGCCGAAGAGGCCGGCAAGGCCGCCACCAGGGAGGCCGGCAAGGGGCCCGCCGGGGAGGAGGGGGCUGACGACCAGCCUUCCUCUCCUACAGCCCCUGCCCCGGGCAUGUACUUGAAGGCGCUCCACUGUGCCUGCCUGGACAAGGCGAAGUCCGGGAUGGCGGCAGUGGACAAGGCGGAAGCGGAUCUUGAGGAGCGCGUCGCUCAGACACAGGCCUGGUUCCGCGAGGCUCAGAAAGGACUGAAGGCUGCCCACAACGAGCUGGCUGAGUGCAAACGGGAGCUCAUCCUGAAGCAGGUCGACGUCAAGAAGGCCCAGGAGGCGGCGAACGAACAGGCCGCCAAGGACGCGGCCGCUCGGCAACAGCACCAGGCUCUGCUGAACUCCCAGGAGGAGGAGCUUGCCGCCCGUGAGGAGGCGCUCACCGCCACACUCCGUGGCCAGGAUGAGGAGGUCGAGAAGGUGAAGGAACUAGAGCUGGAGCGGGAGGAGCUGAAGAAGGUGGUCUUGGAGCUGACGAGGGAGAGGGACACGGCCAACCGUUCUUUGGCGGAUGCCCAGGCCGCAGUCUCCGACAAGGCCAAGCAGCUCUCCUAG
Aegilops tauschii subsp. strangulata is the source of this 903-nucleotide messenger RNA. The record is from RefSeq and is a predicted model, not a curated record. NCBI's taxonomy places the organism in Eukaryota, Viridiplantae, Streptophyta, Magnoliopsida, Poales, Poaceae.